CUUGCAGUCACAGUCAAAGUGACAACCUCAUAACAUCUGUAACGACUGACUGACCACUCGAAUCCCUAUCUCCAUCCCUCGAGUCAAGAAAGCCAAGAUGCGUUUCUCUACACCCUUACUUCUUACGGCUACCCUAGCCUCCACCUCUUCCGCUCACGUAGCCGAGCAAGCUCCGCGGGAUCCCAUGAUCACACCUGCUCCGGUCCUCAAGCCACGUGAGUCCUGGCAAGACGCCGUCGCAGCCGCCUUAGCCCAGGCCAGCGAGGCGCAAGCUCGUGCGAGCUCCAUCGCGCAGCAAUACAGUGGCGACGAUGCCAGCUGGCGGUCAGCCGAAAGCUCUGCUCUAGCCGCUGCCAGUUCUGCCGCUGCCGCCGCAAGCAGCAUCGCAGCUCAUUACAACGGGAAGCGAGAGAUUGACCCACGACAAGCGUGGAAGUCGGCUGAAUCCGCUGCCCUAGCUGCUGCCAGCGAGGCGGCGGCUAUCGCUAGCAGCAUAGCUGCGCAGUACGGAGGAAAGCGGGACUUAGACGAACGACAAGCUUGGAAAACAGCUGAGUCUGCCGCCGAGGCCGCAGCUAGCGAAGCGGCGGCUAUUGCAUCUAGCAUAGCGGCUCAAUGGGGAGGAAAGCGAGACCUCAAUGAGCGACAGGCAUGGAAGACCGCCGAGUCGGCUGCUGAAGCUGCGGCUAGUGAGGCUGCUGCUAUCGCAAGCAGCAUAGCAGCUGAAUUCGGUGGUGGGAAACGCGAUACCAAUGAACCCCUCCUUAUUGUUCGCCAGGCCUGGCAAGAGGCACAGAACGCGGCCGAGGCUGCGGCAAGUGAAGUCGUUGCUAUCGCUGAGGGUAUCGCGGGUCAGUUCGGUAGACGCCAGGACUGGCAAUCAGUCGUUAGCUCCGCUGAGAGCUUAGCUAGCUCGUGGCAAAGCGCCGGGCAGUCUAUCGGAAGCUCAUGGGACUCGGUUGGAAACAGUAUUGCUAGCUCCGCUGAUAGCUUUGCGAACUCUGUUGCUACUAGUGCCGAGGGUCUUGGCUCCUCAAUUGCAAACAGCGCGCAGAGCUUUGCUACGUCGGUUGUUAACAGCGCUGAGAGCUUGGCGUCUACCGCUGGUCAGGAUGCGGUGUCAUCUGCUAAUGCGGUUGUCUCGAGUGCUGAGAGCGUUGCUUCUACUGCUACCGGAAGCGACCAAGCUGCCGCUUCAUCGGCGGUAGAUAGCGCUCACUCUGCUGCAUCAUCUGCCGAGUCAGCCGCUUCAGCAGCAUCAACGAGCGCGACUGCGAAUGCUAGUGGAUCUAGCAGCACUGUCAAUACCAACGUUGCUCGAGGCACCGUUGAGUUAUCGUCCCCAUUGCUGAGCAUGGCGACUGCAGCUUUUGCUAUUUUUAUGGGAGCUAUCUUAUUGUAGAAGGAUAUUUAUAGAGGGUAUUAAGAUACAACAUAGGGAAUUUGUUGCAGCUAGACUACUAGCUACCAAUUUGGGUACAAGGCUAUAUAGAUGGAGGUGUUACACGGAGUAUAUGGACAUGAUGGUACGAAGAUAAUGAAUUAGUAUUAAUUGAAUUUGAACACAUAUUAUACGAUUAAUCCUCAUAUGAGAAUGACUUCAUCUUCGGGGUGUUAAGUGAAAGGAAUCUAUUAUUGAAAGUGUAGAGUGAAAAGCGAAGUUGUAGAUGAAAGAGUUGGGGAUGGUGAAGAUAGUGGGGCUCUCAUACCCCGACAAAACACUUAACGCGAACUAAACACGCUAUAAAUAUAGUGGGUUACGCGCCUUCCUACAGCGCGUCCCGGUCGCGAUUCCCAGCCACUCAUAAUUGCCAAUUAGUGGUAAUUAAAGCUUACUCCAUACCGUACCUACCAACUUUCAGUGAGAGGGGGAUAAU
Hypoxylon trugodes is the source of this 1877-nucleotide messenger RNA. RefSeq lists its product as uncharacterized. Bases 98 to 1402 code for a protein of 434 amino acids. The record is from RefSeq and is a predicted model, not a curated record. The transcript has a single exon. NCBI's taxonomy places the organism in Eukaryota, Fungi, Ascomycota, Sordariomycetes, Xylariales, Hypoxylaceae.